AUGGGCUCUCAAGUGAUCCUUAAUCCUGACAGUCUCGUCAAUAUCAAUACGAGUCUAAGCGCCGUUUACACCAAUUCGCUCAUUAUUCCCCUCUGUGUUUCCGCUGCUUCCAUUCUGGGUUUUGUGAUUCACUUGAUAGCAAGAGUCGAGCCCGUUAGAAGAUUAUUCAGACGAAUCGGAACAGUCCCCAAUUCAGAGGAAUCCGCAGCACCAGUCCAACCUGAAAACCUCAUUCAGGAGCUCAAUGCUCACGUAGGAAGUCGUGGAGGUCCUAUUAUCUACGUGUACAUGUUAAUUAGGCUUGUCGGCACGCUAGCUCUACUCGGAUUGUCUAUCACGAGUCUGAUAUUGGACGAGGUUAGACGAAAUGGGAAACAGGGCUUGGAAUUACUUGAAGGGCAGGAAGAUAUCGUAGAUUCGCUGGGCAAGUGGGGCAAGAAACAUCCAAAAAAGAAGUAUGGUACUCAUUACACCAAACGAGAAUGGCUGGAGGCUGCUAUGUGCCUCACAUUCCUUUAUACCUCACUUCUGGCUCUGAUAUCGGUCACAGCUAAACCGAAGUGGAGUAAAGUUGCCACAAGACAUCUCAACACUGUUCUCCUCGCCACGUUUUCUGUUUAUCUGUACCGGGACGUGUAUCCGCUGAUAACUUUCACUCUCAAACCUAAGGACCUUUCAGAAGGUGGAAUUCUAUGGGCCAAAAUUACUCUCCUCGCUGUCACUAGUGUGGUGAUUCCUCUGGCAAUUCCUCGGCCUUACGUCCCAGUUGACCCUAAAAAUCCUUUACCGGAGCCAAGCCCAGAACAGACUGCAUCAAUCUUCUCAUUAGCCACCUAUGCUUUCAUAGACCGAUUGGUGCUGGCAGCGUACCGCGUCAGUCAUUUGGAUUUCAACCAACUACCCCUCCUGAGUGACCAUGACUCUGCGAAGUACCUCAAGUCAUCAAGUUUCAAGCAUCUCGAUGUGUUUUCUGGGGCACCAAAAAGACACCUAUUUUUCGGCUUGAUCCAUAUUUUCCGUAGCGCCUACGUGCAGCUUGCCGUGAUGAUUCUGGUGCAUGUAUUCGCGAACUUCGCCGCUCCUAUUGGUCUCAACAGACUUUUGCGGUACCUUGAGCCUGGAGGUGAAAGGGCCGUGGUUCGUCCAUGGUUCUGGAUUCUCUGGCUAUUUAUCGGCCCUAUUGGUGGAACUCUCUCAAUUCAAUGGUACGUUUUUGUCACGACUCGGACACUAGUUCGCACUCAAGCAAUCAUCACGCAGCUCGUUUUCGAACACUCCCUCCGUAUCCGUGUAAAGGCUGAGACCGCUGAUUCGCCCGGAAGCUCCACAUCGUCUUCACCGGAAACACUCACUCCCGACUCUGCAUCUGUUCAUGAAGGAACUGUCGAUGGUUCCGACACAAUACAUUCCAUUAGCCCAAGCGAAGCCGAAUCCACAACCGUGCAUUCCAGUACCACAUCUGUAACAGACAAGGGUAAAGCGAAGAAAACUGACAAACGCACCAAAAAGGAAAAUGAUGACGCCCCUUCAUCUGAUACGAACAACCUCGUUGGAAAGAUAAACAAUCUUGUUACGACUGAUUUGGACAAUAUCACCGACGGGCGAGAUUUUCUCUUCGUUCUUAUCUAUAUCCCAGUGCAAAUUGUGUUGUGUAUGGUAUUCUUAUACGCGGUUUUGGGAUGGAGCUGUUUCGUAGGAUUGGGGGUCAUGAUUGUCUCAUUCCCGUUACCGGGGAUGAUAGCCAAGUACGUUAAGCGGGCUCAAGAGAAAAGGUUGAAGAAGACAGAUGCUAGGGUGCAGUCUGUCAGUGAAUCUAUGAAUGUUCUGCGGAUGAUCAAAUUGUUUGGUUGGGAAAGCAAGAUGGAGUCAAGGAUUGCAGAGAAGAGAGAUGAGGAGUUGGUUUGGAUUAGGAGACGCCAGAUUCUGGAGAUGAUCAAUGGUAUCAUUACAUACAUUUCUACCGGCAUAGAUCCCUCUAAUCACGAUGAUAGCGACCUUUGUGACAUAAGCGUCAUCAUGAAGCAGACUAUACACGCUUCAGUAAUUUAUAGCUCCAUGACCGUAUUCGACAUGCUGCGCGAGCAAAUGCGCAUCAUUUUUCGGUCCAUCAAUGAUACCGUAACCGCGAAAGUAUCACUUGACCGCGUUUCCGACUUUUUGAAGAACACAGAGCUCCUUGACUCGUUCUCUGACAAGGCACCUGAGAGUGAUGAUUACUUCGUGCCCGCCGACGCAGUUUCUGACCCGCAGAAGAUUGGCUUUCGCAACGCCCAUUUUACUUGGUCCUCCGACGUGAAUGGAUCUCUGACACCUUCAAAGCGCAGGUUUACGCUCAGGAUCGAGGGUGAACUCUUAUUCAAGCCCAAAUGUGUUAAUUUGGUCAUUGGAGAAACUGGUUCAGGAAAGACAUCAUUGUUGAUGGCUUUGCUAUCGGAAAUGCAUUUCGUUCCUUUUGGGCCUGAUUCAUGGUAUAAUCUUCCUCGAGAAGGAGGCAUCGCUUACGCCGCCCAGGAAUCUUGGGUACAGAAUGAGACAAUCAGAGAAAACAUUGUUUUCGGCUCACCGUUCGACCAAGAACGGUACAACAAGGUUCUCUACCAAUGUGGCCUCGAACGCGACAUUGGUUUGUUUGAGGCCGGCGAUGCAACAGAAGUUGGUGAAAAGGGCUUAACCUUGAGUGGCGGUCAAAAGGCUCGCAUCACUCUUGCGAGGGCUAUAUACUCUAAGGCGGAGAUCAUCCUGUUGGAUGACGUUUUGGCUGCGCUUGAUGUGCAUACUGCCAAAUGGAUUGUCGACAAGUGCUUUUCUGGUGAUCUUAUGGAAGGCAGGACAAUGAUCCUGGUAACGCACAAUAUUGCAGUUACUCGACCAAUCGCUGGCUUUGUGGUAGCUAUCAAAGAAGGCCGCAUUGAAAGUCAAGGGACCGUCCUAGAGGCAUUAGGGAACGAUUCAGCAUUAGCGGAAGAGGCGAACAAAGAACAGCAAAUCAUCGACAAAACAGAUGAAGAGGUAGACGAAAAGCCACCAGCAGAAGAAACAAAGGCAGACGGGAAACUAAUUGUGGCGGAAGAAAUUCAAGAAGGGCAUGUAAGUUGGUCUGCAGUGAAAAUGUAUUUGACGAGCAUGGGAGGCCAAUACACUUGGGCUUUCUUUUUCGCAUUUAUCUUCGCCAUGUUCAUUACCGAAAUCCUCAAUGCGUUUUAUACUUGGUUCUUGGGAUAUUGGGCCUCACAAUAUGAGACCCAUGAUCCCGCGUCUGUCAGCGUUUCACACUACAUUGGAAUAUACUGUCUUAUCCUGGCUAGUGCCGUCGUAUCCUAUUCCAUAGGUGUCAUCAUCUAUAUUUUCGGGACCGUCCGUGCGUCCAGGGCGAUUCACAAGGAACUCAUUUUAUCGAUAUUUGGUACGACUUUAAGAUGGCUAGACACCACCCCUACCUCCCGUGUUAUUGCAAGAUGCACCCAAGAUAUUCGCGCAGUGGACGGCCCAGUAGCAAUGUGGCUGCAAGCAGUUUCCGAAAUCUCGAUGAUGAUGAUUUUGAAGUACACGGCUGUUGUCGUGAUCACACCUAUAUUUUUCUUUCCUGGUGUUGCCGUCGCAUUUCUCGGAGCAGUAUGUGGUCAAGUUUAUAUCAAGGCCCAGUUGUCGGUUAAGCGCGAAAUGUCUAAUGCUAGAGCUCCAGUUCUCGGACAUUUCGGUGCUGCUAUCGCGGGGCUCACGUCCAUUCGAGCAUAUGGUGCCCAAGAGGCUUUUAAAGCGGAGUCGUUACGUCGUAUUGACAAAUUUACUCGUGCUGCCAGAACAUAUUAUAACUUGAAUCGAUGGAUCACCAUACGGGUCGAUGUACUGGGAGCUCUGCUCAGCUGCUUUUUGGCUGUAUAUUUAGUUUACUAUCGCGGUCAGUCUGCCUCCAACACGGGAUUCUCAUUGAACAUGGCCGGUAAAGUACCCGUACAUCCAGUAUUAUCUUUUCUUACAGUUGGCCCUGUAGUCGGUUUUAGCUCCUUGAUUUUAUGGUGGGUUCGUACACUGAAUGAGUUUGAAGUACAAGGGAAUAGUCUUGAACGUAUACAAGAUUAUAUCACCAUUGAACAAGAGCCAAAGCCUAAAGCAGAGACUGUACCUCCUGCGUAUUGGCCAGCUUCCGGUAAUCUUCGCGUUGAGAAACUCUCUGCACGUUACUCCCAAGAUGGUCCAAAGGUGCUCCACGAUAUAUCGUUCGAUAUACGGUCUGGAGAACGGGUUGGUAUUGUCGGGCGUACGGGAUCCGGUAAAAGCUCCCUCACAUUGUCGCUUUUGCGCUGCAUUUUCACUGAAGGAACCGUGUACUAUGAUGGAAUUCCGACCGACAAAGUUAAUCUCGAUGCUUUACGCUCAAAUAUCACAAUCAUUCCGCAAGUUCCUGAGCUUCUUAGUGGUACACUUCGACAAAAUCUUGACCCUUUCGAUCAAUACGAUGAUGCGACGUUGAACGAUGCUCUACGUGCCGCGGGUCUUUUCGCACUCCAAAGUGACAUGAACGAGGGUCGAAUCACUCUGGAUAGCUCAAUCUCUAGCGGUGGAGGUAACCUUUCGGUUGGUCAACGGCAGAUACUAGCGUUAGCCCGAGCACUUGUACGUGGGUCGAAGCUCCUUAUUCUAGACGAAGCAACAUCUGCCAUAGACUAUAGAACCGAUUCUAUCAUUCAAGACUCCCUUCGAAACGAACUGAAGGGUGAUAUUACUCUGAUCACGGUGGCGCAUCGCCUGCAGACGAUAAUGGAUGCUGACAAAAUUAUGGUGCUGGAUGCAGGACGAAUUGUUGAGUUUGACAGUCCGCAAGCCCUAUUGAAGAUCAAGGAUGGAAAAUUGCGAUCUCUCGUUGAUCAGAGCAACGACAAGGAUAGCUUGUACACCAUGGUAACGAGAGCAAGAUAG
Molecule: messenger RNA, 4917 nt
Organism: Lentinula edodes (shiitake mushroom)
Lineage: Eukaryota; Fungi; Basidiomycota; Agaricomycetes; Agaricales; Omphalotaceae
Exons: 31
Coding region: 1-4917 (1638 amino acids)
Biological process (GO): transmembrane transport
Cellular component (GO): membrane; fungal-type vacuole
Molecular function (GO): ATP binding; ABC-type peptide transporter activity; ATP hydrolysis activity
Source: RefSeq, a predicted model, not a curated record